Molecule: messenger RNA, 951 nt
Organism: Bombus pascuorum
Lineage: Eukaryota; Metazoa; Arthropoda; Insecta; Hymenoptera; Apidae
Gene: EMC7
Product: ER membrane protein complex subunit 7
Exons: 4
Coding region: 72-737 (221 amino acids)
Cellular component (GO): EMC complex
Molecular function (GO): carbohydrate binding
Source: RefSeq, a predicted model, not a curated record
UUUUACUGUAGUGGCAACAGUUGAACAUCUGAUACGAACUUCUAUGUGUUGAGUGUGCAUCCAAUAUAAUUAUGUAUAAAAGUGCUAUUUUUCUACUUUUUAUUAUUGUCAACAUAUCGAAUAAGUAUGUAAUCGCCGAAAAUGACGAGAAUAUAUCGACAGACCUGUAUGUUAUCGAAGGAAAAGUAUUUCCAUGGGAAAAUGGAGCUCCAAGUGGAUGGCAAUUAAUGACUCAUGUCAUGGCUAAUGGUGGAGAACAUUAUGGUUUCUUAAGGGAGGAUGGAACGUUUAUUAUUUCAAAUGUACCAUCAGGAUCAUAUGUAAUUGAAGUUGUAAAUCCAAACUGUGUUUAUGAACCUGUUAGAGUAGAAAUUAAUUCAAGGGGAAAAUUCAGAGCAAGGAAAGUUAAUUUGAUUCAGACAUCUCAAGUAAUACAAGUUCCAUAUCCAUUAAAAAUGAGACCACUCACACCAUUCCGUUACUUCCAAAUUAGAGAACAGUGGAGAGCAACUGACUUUUUAUUUAAUCCCAUGGUUUUAAUGAUGAUAUUACCAUUAUUGCUAAUUAUGAUUAUACCAAAAAUCAUGAAUGACCCUGAAACUAGGAAGGAGAUGGAGCAAUUAAAUAAUUUCACCAAUUAUAAUAUGCCAGAAAUGUCUGAAGUAAUAACAUCAUUCUUAUCUGGUGGGGAGAAACAAAAAGCAAAAGCAGUGAAAGCUGCAAAGAAGAGACAAUGAUUAAAAUGCAUAUAGAAUGUAUGUUUGCACAUUUGCUCUAGUCUUUUGAUUGUUAAUCAGAUUUCUAGAAAAAAAGUUACUCUUCUCACUUUUUUAAUUUUCACGUAGCAUUGUUACAUUUGAAAACAGGUAACAGAGAAUUUUAAAAUGUUAUUUUCAUGCAAAAAAUUAAAUAUAUUGAUAUUAUAUUACAUAACUUAGUACAAAUUAUAAU